Messenger RNA from Capsella rubella, 1175 nucleotides. RefSeq lists its product as uncharacterized. The record is from RefSeq and is a predicted model, not a curated record. Lineage: Eukaryota; Viridiplantae; Streptophyta; Magnoliopsida; Brassicales; Brassicaceae. The transcript has 8 exons. The coding region runs from base 32 to 1057 and encodes 341 amino acids.
UAGAUGCAAAGAGAUAACUGAAGAGAAAAAGAUGGCAGCUUUGAGUUUGAGUUCCAUGGCUAUGUCAUGUCUACAUUCACUUUCUAGCAACCAAAGUUGCUUCCUUUCAUCUCAAUUUUCAAAACCCUUGUUCGUAUUCCCAUCUCAGAAGAAACCCAGAUUCUCUUUUUCCUUUUGCCUCAAGGAAAGUGAUCGUGGCAUUGAAGAAGACAAAGAGGCAGAGGAAGAGGAAGAAGAAGAGUGUUCGGUUGUGUCAGCAGUGAGAAGCAGAUACAAUGAGAUUGUUAUAGUGGAUACUGUUGCUUCUAGAUAUCUUCUUCUUGAUUCAACUAGGAAUGUGCAUAGUGUUAUCAACAAAGGAGGGCAUAACUGGACUGGAUCUUAUUGGGAUGAGUCUGCAAGUUUGCCGCCUAUUAUCCCUGAUGGUCCCAUUGCGAUCUAUGGCUUGGGUGGUGGAACAGCUGCAAGAUUGAUUCUUGAGUUGUGGCCUUCAACGCAGCUUGAAGGUUGGGAAAUCGAUGAAAUUUUGAUUGAGAAAGCUAGAAAUUAUCUCGGACUGUCUGAACUAGAGAUACCGACAUCAAAAGGCGGUAGACUUAGUAUUCAUGUAGAUGAUGCUCUCUCACAUUCUCAAGAUGAUUCAGGAAGAUAUGCUGGGAUCAUCGUUGAUUUGUUCGCCGAUGGGAAGGUCUUAGAUCAGCUACAAGAGGUUCCAAUAUGGCUGGAACUAGCUAGUCGGUUAAUGCCUAACGGUCGCCUUAUGGUGAACUGUGCGGGAAUCGAAUCAGAAAUAGUGAAUGGAAAACCACAGUUGGUGUUAGAUGAUUUAGCUUGGAAGUUGAAUUCAACAGUCAAGUUCUUGUCAGAAGCAUUUCCUGGACAAGUUAGCUGGAAGAGAACACCAGAUUCAAAAGGUCUCAACUUUGUUGCUUUAACCGGUGGCUUACCGGAUCUUAGUGACUGGUCUAACAAGGUUCCACUACGUUUAUGUGAAACAGUGAAACUAUGGAAGCUUUGCGAGACUCCUUUAGAAACUGGUGCUUUGAAUACAUCUUAGCAUCUAAGAGUUUUAACUUCUUUAAGGACAAGAUUUUGUCACAUUAUCACAUGUGAAUAGUGAACGUUGUGUAUGAUUUGUAUACACACAAAUGGACAAAAGAAAGUUAUAUGAGAAA